AUUAAACCAAUUUAUUAGUUAGUCAUAAUAAAACAGAUGAAUGUUGUUCACAAGUUUUCUAAUAUUUGACUUUAAUAUUUCAAAAUUAAUAUGACUCAUCGUCGUUUAUGGUUUACAUACCUUAUCAUAGACGUUUUUCCCGUCGAAUACUGUCCAACAAACAAUACCAUCGGUCGAGCAUCAAAAUCCUGAUCAGAUAAGUUAAAGGAUAAAAAAGAGCUGAUUCAGUCAAUUGAAAAUAACUCAGAUAAACUAGAUGAGUAUCUUCAAGCAAAUAAAGACUUAGAGAUUCAAAAGUCCAUAGUUAAAGAGUUGUAUAAAGAAGAAGUUAUUACAAACGAAAAAAUUAACAAGUUGGAAUCCAAGAACUUAUUUUUGGAAAAUGAAUUAAAUUCUAUAAAUUUGAAGAUUCCACGUACAUGCCGUCUUGUGUAUGAUUACAUCGAAAAUAUAAAAAAUGUUUUAAAUCUUUCAAAGGAGCAAAAAAGACAAGCUCUUUCAAUUCAGACCACUUUAAAUGAUAUUUUGUAUUCACAAAAUAGUACAGGUACAAUCAUUAUGCAAUUUUUCGCCUUGAUAAAUGAUUGUAUUGCAUUAUCCUCAAAUACAGUUGACUACUAUAUAAAUUUACAACAAGAGUUAGAAACAGUAAAAAAAAAUACAAUAUUUAAACAUAAUAAUACCCGGGAAAUAAUUGAUUGUAAAUAUAAAGAAAUAGAAUUUUACGAAAAAAUCAAAGAUCCACAAAAUUUAUUUCGAACCGAAAAUCUCUUGCAUUUACAACAAAUAUUAUCAUCUUAUCAAAUUCAUACACAACAAAAACUUUUAAAAGAAAUAAAUUGGUUUAGAACUUGCUGUUUUUCUAGAAGUUUUUUCUGUGAUAAACACUUAUCAUAUUUUAAACAAAACAAAUUCCAAAAAGACAUUUGCAAAAAUGUAAAAUUAUUAAAGUAUAAAAACGUAUGCAAAAAAUUAUUAAAAAAAUUAAAAAACAAAAAGAAAUUGAAAAAAAAGGCACUAGCGAAAAGAUAUUCUCGCUCUAUCCAAGUCAAUUUUAUGGACUUCAGUGAGAAGAUAUCAAUUCUAUCACUACAUGAACAAUCGAAGUUAAAUCCGUAUAGAUUCAGUAACGACUGGUUAAGACUUGGUAUGUGUGGAACACCUGGAACUAAUGACUUGAAAAAUGCUAUCGAAAGGUUCUGGGAAAACAUUAAAUAGAUAUCUCUACAACUUUCGUUGGAAAUUGAAAUAAUUAGAAUUUAAAGGAUCAUAAUAAAUUCAAUAUACAUUAUGGUGAUAUAUAAGUUGAAAAAGUUGACAACUGAAAUAUAAUUGA
Messenger RNA from Daktulosphaira vitifoliae (grape phylloxera), 1336 nucleotides. RefSeq lists its product as uncharacterized. NCBI's taxonomy places the organism in Eukaryota, Metazoa, Arthropoda, Insecta, Hemiptera, Phylloxeridae. The transcript is spliced from 5 exons. The coding region runs from base 559 to 1218 and encodes 219 amino acids. The record is from RefSeq and is a predicted model, not a curated record.